AUGCCGUCCGCUUCGUCGUCGUCCUCGUUGGCGACGUCCGGAACAGGCCGUGGCGGCGGCAGCGGUAGGGUCUCCGCUUUCACCAUGCGGGCGGUGGCGCGCAUGUCGAGGGCGCGGUGGUUCAUCUUCCUGAGGCGGGUGUACCAGUACCAGAACGGCCCGAGGUCCGACCUGGGAUCGAACCCCUUCAACUCCGCCGGCUGGCUCGCCUUCGAGCUCGGUGUGAUCGUCGCUCAGAUGGCCAUCACCACAGCCAUCGUGGCCACCUCCCCCAAGGAGCGCCCCGCGUGGCCGCUCAGGCUCUGGGUCGCCGCGUACAACGUUGGUAACGUGCUUAGUCUCCCGCUUCUCUAUUGGCGACACCGGCAUUCCUCGGCUGCCGCCGGCCGUGGCGACGACCCUGAGAUGCACGGUGCCAGUGACGCUCUAAGGAACAGCUCGUAUCUGAUGAACAAGGCUAGGGCGUUCCUGGAGCUCUUCUUCGCGAUGUGGUUCGUGAUGGGCAACGUGUGGGUGUUCGACGCGCGGCUCGGGUCGUUCCACCGCGCGCCGAGGCUGUACGCGCUCUGCAUCGGCCUGCUAGCGUGGAACGCCGUCGUAUACUCGCUCCCAUUCCUCCUCUUCCUCCUACUCUGCUGCUUCGUCCCGGCCGUCGGGUACGCGCUCGGGUACAACAUGAAUUCCGCCUCCGUCGGCCGGGGCGCCUCCGACGAGCAGCUGGACGAGCUGCCGCGGUGGCGGUUCAAGGAGAUGGACGCGCCCAGAGAUCGCGAGCACGACGAUCAAGAAUGCUGCAUAUGCCUGGCGCAAUACAGGGAGAAGGAGGAGGUGAGGCAGCUGCCGUGCACACACAUGUUCCACCUGAAAUGCGUGGAUAGGUGGCUGAGGAUCAUCUCCUCUUGCCCUCUCUGCAAGCAAGAGCUCAGCUGAUCGAUUUCUGCAUAUAUACGGUGGAACUGUGAUUGAUCAGUGGAGCUUGCAUUCUAAGCCAGAGAUGCGUCGAUCGGAUGGCGCGGCACAGUCGGAUGCAUGCACCACACCUUACUGACCUCUUUCGCCAACCCUGUACUAACUCGAGACGCUGACAAGCGAUGGAUACACUGCAGUUGAAGCCAGAGAUAGGUUAAUUAGCCAUCUUGGGCAGGUAGAAAAUGUGUACAGAUAUUGUUGUUUCCUUUUGUUAUUUUUUACUCCGCACGUCUAGUUUCUGAAUAGCAACCCAUGUUACAGACGCUUAUCAUCAAAUUUUCCUCAACCUCAACUAAACAAUGGUAUAAUGCCAAAAUAGAAUUGUUAGAUAUUGGUGUCAGGUUCUCCUAAUAAUUGUUAAAAUAAUUAGCAGUUUUCGCAUUAAUUUAAUACAAGCAUAAAACAAGACAUAGCAAUUUCCAAGAUUA
Molecule: messenger RNA, 1397 nt
Organism: Lolium rigidum
Lineage: Eukaryota; Viridiplantae; Streptophyta; Magnoliopsida; Poales; Poaceae
Product: E3 ubiquitin-protein ligase At4g11680-like
Exons: 3
Coding region: 1-930 (309 amino acids)
Source: RefSeq, a predicted model, not a curated record